CCUCCUCAGUAUAAAUAAAUGCACCCUGCUGGGUUUGUUUCCUACGAACAGAGCAAUCACAAUGGACACAGUCAUUUUCCUCCUUGUUCUUUCAACACUUGCGCAGCAGGUAGUAUGUUUCGUUGAGACUGAGACCUCAUACAGAGCUAUAGUGGAGAAGGUGUCGGGGGACUCAAGGAUCUUCUCUGGGGAAACUGUCCGGCUGAAAUGUGUCAUUCCUGAUGUCUACAUGUCCACCUGGAGUUACCUGUGGUACAGGGGGUCUGAACUUCUGCCGCAGACUGAGGAGUACUUUGUUCUGUGGAAUGCUGGGGUUAAAGACGGUGGGAAAUUUUAUUGUAAGGGAGCGAGGGACACAGCGGUGGGAAACAUAUACACCCUUCAAAGUCUGCCUGUGGAGAUCAGUGUGGAUGGAGGGUUUGCUAUCCUGCGAGUCCCACCUCAUCCUGGCCUUGUUGGACAAACCUUAAAGGUCACAUGUCACCUCCGACGCAACUUCCCAAUUCAUGAGGUGAUUCUGUACAAAGAUGGUGUAGAAAUUAUGAGACAAUCCAGCCCACAAUUUGACCUGAUCAACUUGUCUCUCAACGACAAUGGAAUGUAUUCUUGUCGGGCUUCCUGGGAUGCAGACGGACAAACUCACUCAGCACUAUCAGCGGAUACUCCUGUGCAGAUCUUAGUGGUUCUGACACAGCCUGUUUUGGAGAUCGAUACCAACGAAGGCCUGACUCCAGGAUAUUUCACUCUCAUCUGCAACACCCAAUACAAUGCCCACGCUCCAAUACAUUACUAUUUCUACAGGAAUGACAAUCGACUAGGACCAGCAGCCUCUGAAAAUAAUAAUCUGGUCAGACAGCUUCCAGGCCUGUACGAAUGCAAGGCCAGGGUGCCUCUGUUGGGCGUCAGCAUGCGGAGUGAGCCCAAAAGCUUUGAGCAGUGACAGAUGAUUAAAAGUAAAUGUAACCUGCCAUGUGUCCUUGACAAAAAAUUUAAGCCCUAAUCUUCCUCCUGAAUUGUCUCCAUCCCCUCUCCCAUCCACUGUAGCCUCUGCUUUUAGUCAGCCUACUGAACUGAGUACCCAACCCUCAGAUCCUCUGCUGAAGCCUUCACAGCCAACUCCAACCCCUCUGCUACCCCCAGUCCAGUCUAUCGACUGGACUGCUACCCCUAUCAGAGAUAAUUCUGCCUCUUUAUCUCAGGAAUCUGGAGUCUGGAGAAUCUGGUGACAUGCCCAAGGAGUCUGGUGACAUGUCUGGGAAUUCUCCAGAAACUGUCACAUAAUAUCAUACAUUAUAGACUGUAACAGAAAUUAAUGAUCCUAAAUCAGUGUAAUAAUGUGUGACUUUUAUCUCUUUUUAUAUGAUUGUGUAAAAUAAAUUUGAAAGAUUACUAAGUUCUUCUAUCUAUCUAUCUUCCACGCUUCAUGAUCUCAUCUGUCGGAAACUAACUUGAUCAGUAGUGUAUGAUAUAAUGACUAAUGCCAUAUAGAAAAUAAAGCAUUCCAUAAAUGAUG
Seriola aureovittata is the source of this 1513-nucleotide messenger RNA. Its product is annotated as high affinity immunoglobulin gamma Fc receptor I-like. NCBI's taxonomy places the organism in Eukaryota, Metazoa, Chordata, Actinopteri, Carangiformes, Carangidae. Gene Ontology annotation, biological process: cell surface receptor signaling pathway. The record is from RefSeq and is a predicted model, not a curated record. Bases 62 to 940 code for a protein of 292 amino acids. Gene Ontology annotation, molecular function: transmembrane signaling receptor activity. The transcript is spliced from 5 exons.